UGUUUUUCUAGCUCGCGGAAUCUGGUGUAGUAGCUGGAUCUUCAGCAUCUGCUGCAGCUAGGGCACAAGCUCUAUCUGCCACAUCCAACAAAAGAGGACUGACCAACUCUGCCGCCUUAGGACCUGCUGAUACCUCUACAAACUCAAGGUCUAUCAAAUUCUGAAUCCAAUGCUGGUGCAGGGGCUACUUCUAUCUCCCGUAACUCCAACAACCUUAGCGUUGGUCAAUCUAAGGCUGGUGCUGCAGCUGUCUCCACCUCCCAAAGCUCCAACAAUGUCAACAUAGUUCAAUCUAGCUCAGGCGCAGGAGCCUUAGCAUUGAGGUCAGGUGGUGUUUCCCAAUCCAGCAGUCUGGCUGGAGCUUCAUCUUCUGUUAUUGGAUCUUACUCACCUAUUAGUCAAGUGCAGGGUAUUAGACGCGUAUCAGGACAAGUUGGACUUGCCGGACUACCAGGCCUGAAUGGUCUACCUGGCUCCAACGGACCUUCCGGACCAGCAGGUCCCCCAGGUCCACCUGGACCCCCAGGACCCCCCGGCCCGUCAGGUAUUCCAGGCAUUAACGGACUUCCAGGACCUCAAGGUCUCCCCGGAUUGGACGGUAUGCCAGGACUGCCAGGACCAAUAGGACCAAUAGGCCCAGUGGGACCUCAAGGCAUUGCAGGACCUGAAGGACCGAGCGGACAAGAAGGACCUGCUGGACCAGCUGGACAACCAGGACAACGAGGACCUCAGGGAUUGAGAGGACCCAGAGGACUACCAGGUAUCCAAGGAUCAAUCGGACCCGUGAUUCAAUCACAACCCAUUCAAACCCUUGCUGUAUCUGGGUCAUCAGCAAGAAGAUCGACUAGGGUAGCUGACGGUGUAUCAUCUUCAGGUGCCAUAUCUGGGGCAACUGCUGGAGCAGUGUCAGGAGCAGGAGCUAUAACUGGCCCUUCUACUGUAUCUAGAGGAUCUUUUUCUGUUGGUACGCAGUCUAGAGCAAUUGCUGGGUCUAGAGUAGCUGGAGGAGUGUCAGGAGCAGGUGCUGCUGCAGGUGCGGCAGCUGUCUCAGAAGUUUCUGGAGUAUCUAGGGGAUCUUCCUCUGCCAGUGCCAUUGGUGGUGCAGUAGCUGGCUCAAAGUCCAAUGGAGCAGUCAGUGGAUCAGCUGCUCAAGCUGAUGCAAGAUCUAGGUCUAAAGGUGUAUCUGGGUCAAGUAAAAAGAGUGUCGUUGCAGCUGGGGCUAAAGCUAGAUCUGGGUCCGUCAGUGUUGCAUAAGCAACCUAAGAAGGAUGAGGAAUGUCGAAUCGUAAAUGUGGAUUUGGAAUUUGCAACUAAAUGUUAUAGCAAUUACAGUUCAGAGUUUAUGUAGCACAUAGUUUCGAUAGCAUUUUAUCCAUAAAUAGCUGACAAGAUCUAAAACAAUGGAUCAACCUCAAUGUAUCCAGCAGUAAAUGUAAAAAAACUCAGAAGUCAACACAGUUGACCGAAGCGUUCGUACCUUCAGUCACGUAGACAAUAUAUUUUAUAAAUGUUAUCUACCUAGUUUCCACAAAACCGCAAACUGUACUUUUUUGUUACGUAGCCAAUUUAAUGUCAAAGAUGAAUAACAAAAUAAAAUACAUCACCU
Molecule: messenger RNA, 1606 nt
Organism: Acanthoscelides obtectus
Lineage: Eukaryota; Metazoa; Arthropoda; Insecta; Coleoptera; Chrysomelidae
Source: the annotation of a GenBank genome assembly